Molecule: messenger RNA, 1692 nt
Organism: Bradysia coprophila
Lineage: Eukaryota; Metazoa; Arthropoda; Insecta; Diptera; Sciaridae
Molecular function (GO): DNA binding
Source: RefSeq, a predicted model, not a curated record
ACCACAUCGAAAAUUUCUGUUUCGAAGUGACAGUUUUGACAUUGACAUUUCUGACGUUCUCAUUUUUGACAUCUGUAAAAUUUCGCUCAUAACCUCAACUGAAAGCGUGUAGUGUUGAACACAAAAUUUGUUUCAAUUGAAUUCGCUAAAUAUUACGGUGUUUUAUAAAAAUUGAUUUGUUUGUGAGUGAUAAAAAAUACCCGAUAUGUCUGCUGCAAUGGUAAGAGUGACCCUUUACAGCCCUGGACGAAGGCUGUACAGUUUCGCAAUAACAAAAUGCCAAGAAAAUGACGACAUUGUUCGCAGUAAAAAUGGACCCAAAAUACUCCUCGAACAUUUGGAGUUACUAAAGAAAAAGGGUUUGGAACCCUUAACUGAUGAAGAGAUUAAGGUAUCCAUUUUACUGUUUCAUUCAUUAGUCGUGGUCUUAGAUACUGCAUUCCUUCGAUGCAUUACCUAUACAGACACAGAUUGCACAAAUUCAUACAUUGAGCAGACACUAAACCCACCGCCUCAAACGAAUCAAAACACAGUCUCAAAACCACAAGUUCAAAAAAGUACUGACGAUGUAGCCCCAGAAGAAGUCGACAAUUACGUUCACGAUGAUAAUCCUCAGGUUCAACAAACUGAAGAUAAUAUGCCAUACGACUCUGGAGCAAUAGAAGCCAAAAUCAAAUUGGCUGAAUGGAAGCGUAAUAAGAUAAAAAGCAGCGCAAAGGAGAACUCAAUGAAAAAUGUUCCUCUGCAGCCUGUUCGCAAAUCUCAGACAAAAUUACAAAUUACCGACAAACCUCCAACUCAAACGAAACGAAAGGCGCACAAUUUGUUGCAAGUGAAGGAUGUCUUGGACGACGAAGACUUGGUAUACGACGUGGAGCAUCUUGUGUUGGAAGAAGUGCUGGCACGUCCUCAGCUGUAUAAUUAUAAAUUGGACUUAAAGUAUAGAAGUCCUGAUUUGGUGGCACAAAUGUUCCAAGCUAUAUCCGACCAUAUCGACGAGCACAUGGGUUUACAAUUGGAUUGGAAACAUAUACAAAACACUUGGAAGCAUUACUAUGCUCUGUAUUUGGAAUAUUCUAACAAAACGAUCGUUCCCAGUGGUUCCGGAUCCAAUCGAAUACCAAAAAUGCCUAAGCAUUACGCAUUGUUGACGCAGCUGGACAGUCUAAAUGCAAAAAGAAAACAAAUUUCGUCUACAUCGCCUGAAGGUUUCAAAUUAGAACCUCCAAAAUCUAAAAAAUCCAAAAAGGACGAUUCGUCGAUUGCACCAUUCCUUGAAAAUGCUAAUAAUAUCUUAGCAAAGUUUCAAAAUGCAUCUGACGUACCAGCAGCUUCAGCAACAACUUCUCUUGCGUCACAAAUCGAGGGUGACCCAGAUCAAGCUUUUUUGUUAACCAUUUUACCUGAUUUAAGAAAAUUGAGCAACUUAGAGAAGUUGAAAUUCAAAGAGGAUGUUUAUAUGAAAUUGAACCGACUAUUGCAAAGUCAUGAAGGGGAGGAAUGUGAAGAUUGAAUUUGUAAUUAUUUUUUGCGACAGAAUUUGAAAUUUUUUUUUUUUUGGUAAACUCAAGAACGGAAGGAAUAUGAAUGUUGAAUUUAUAACUUUUUAUACGGAGAGUCUAUCCUUGUACUUCAAUCAAUUUGAAAUUUACUUUUUCGUUUCUUAACUUUUAAUAAAAAAUUUUACGAACA